Molecule: messenger RNA, 1489 nt
Organism: Phlebotomus papatasi
Lineage: Eukaryota; Metazoa; Arthropoda; Insecta; Diptera; Psychodidae
Gene: Eip63F-1
Product: calcium-binding protein E63-1
Exons: 7
Coding region: 392-910 (172 amino acids)
Molecular function (GO): enzyme regulator activity; calcium ion binding
Source: RefSeq, a predicted model, not a curated record
UGUGCACGAGAGUUAGUUUAUAGUCAAAUAAAUAAAAGUAAUCUUUACUGAUGGCACUCUAUUUGCCCUUAUGUCAAGAUAAUUAUAAUGUCUCGUCCUCACCUUUCGCGUAAAAACUUUACUGAGAAAAUUUUCUCAAACUCUUAUCAGUUGAGUGUGUCAAGUUUUCGCACAAAGUUCUCCCACCUGAAAGAUGAUUUUGACUCAAUGUUUAAUUCAUUUGAAGUUGUGAUUUCCAUCACUAUCAUUCUGCAGGAAAUGUGUUUGAGGGACCACCGAGAGUAGUACCUUAUAAGAUUAUUAAGUGAGAUUUAAAUAUUUGUAAGGGAGCCCAUUGACCUUUCGUGACAGGGAGUCUCGCCAGAGGAAAACUUUCGCCUUGGAAUAAGCAAUGAAGAGGAGAGAUCGAGACUUUUAUGGAUCUACUUCGCCCAUAAGUGACCUCCGAACGGCAUUUGACCUGUUAGAUCGCAAUCAAGAUGGGCACGUCACAGCCAAUGAGCUGCAAUUUAUGCUUCGCAAUUUGGGAAUACAUGUGCGAGAUGAAUUGAUAGAUGACCUUAUGAAGGAAGCUAGUAAAACAGGAAAUGGAUUAAUAGAUGAAGCGGAAUUUCUCCAGUGGAUUGCUCGAAUUCAGGCCAUAAAAGACGAAUCGGCAUCAAGUAGCAGCAGUUCGAGUAGCAACCAGCCAGUUAGUGAAGAGGAUGAUAUCACACAGGAUUUAAUUGCUGCUUUCAGGGUUUUCGAUCGUGAUGGGAAUGGCUACAUCACACGGGAUGAGCUUCAGACUGCAAUGGACAUGAUUGGGGAGAAUGUAACUGAAGCUCAACUAACCGAAAUGCUAGCUCUAGCAGACCUGGACAAAGAUGGCCGCAUUAACUACGAAGAAUUUAUAAGGCUACUCCUGUAGAUAGAAGGAUCACAGAGGAUGGUUUCAGAAGAUCCUGAGGCUUGCAGAGCACAAAAACCAAAGAUCUGAAGGAGAGUCAGAGUUCAAAGGCUGUUUUUAUUGUUAAAAAAAAGUGAAUUCUUUUAGAGAAAUUCGUGAUUUAAGGAUUCUUUAUAUCAAAACAAAAAAAAAACAAAGAAUAUUCUUAAUUUUUAUCAUUAGGACGUUAAGUGACACAAAGAAAUUAAGGGCACUUUAUUUAAAAAAACCCCUUUCUUAUAUCCAACAAAUAAUCCCAGCAAUAAUUUAGAGUCAAACGUUAGUACUUUUAUUUAUUAAUUUUUUUUUCGUGGGGAAAGCUGAAAUGUAGCGUGGGUGGGAUAUGAAAUGUGAGGAAUUUGUGGCCUUUUUCUGCAAGGAUGAAACGCUCCAAGAGAAAUAGUACGCAAGAUUAGUUGACUUUUUACUGCGUUUGAGAGAAUUAUAGUGUUAACAAGUUGAUGGGGGUAAUUAAAAAACAACCCUCACAGCGCAAUGUGUUAAAUAUAUUUUAAAAUAAAAUAAACGUUGCAUAAAAAAGAUAUCAGGUGGUGGCAUAAA